UAGUUACGGUUCAAAUUUGGGAAACCGCUGUAAGAGAGCAGGCGUAUCGAAUUCCCAAAAGCUCAAGCCACAGAUAGGGCCACUGAUAAGGAAUUCCCCCUCUGGAAAUAAAAUAGAGAGCCAAAUGGAUACAGAACAGCAGUCCGUUUUCAUUUCCUAACGUCUUAUCUAAAAUGGACGCUUAUAAAGUUCUGUGCAGACCCUUUGUUUCUUGACCCAUUUUUGAAUCAGUUAAUUUGUUAUGAAUGUCUGCACUUGGGAAAUAUUAGAGGGAAACUGGGAUCAUCAGGCUGUCUGGAGAUUCGGCAAUGCACCAGUUAAAUCUACUAGUUUUUGGAGAGCAAAAUAAAGCUAGAAAUUCUCCGCAACAGGAACUGGGGUUGGACGACGAGAACCACUUUUAGAUUUUAUAACUUGUGUGCGCCCUCUCCUCCUCUUUUCUCUGCCUCAUUUUUCCAGGCUUUGGAGUUUGAAAAAGUUUGGAUGAACAUAAGAUUGCGAUUUACGCGGAGACCUUGUGUUGACGUUUGCAUUUGACCGGUUUGAGACUUUGGAGGUACAAAACAUCCAAUCUGAACUUCUUGAAAUUGUAAAAGAAAGGAAUGCUGAGCAGAAUAGGCGCAUGGAGAGAUGCUGUGUCUUCUACCAUGGAACUGAAGUGCACAGUAGCAGUUUCAGUGCUUUUCCUUGUAUGCUUUUGUCCCAUUUUCAGCCAAGAACUCAAUCCAAAGGGUAGGAAUGUUUGCAAAGUUCAAGGGUCACCAGGGUUUAUGUGUUGCAGCGGAUGGGUGCAGCAAGGCGAAGAGUGUUUUACACCUCUCUGUGAAGGUAACUUCACCUGUAAUGAGAACGAGGUGUGUGUCCGACCAAAUGAAUGCCGUUGUCGUCAUGGGUAUUUUGGGGCAAGCUGUGACACAAAAUGCCCCGCUCAAUUCUGGGGUCCAGACUGCAAGGGCAUGUGCACAUGUCACCCUAACGGUAAAUGUGACGAUGUGACCGGCAAGUGCACAUGCUACACCAACCGCUGGGGUGAAAACUGUGAGAAGCCAUGCCAUUGCCAGAAGGGGAAAUGUGACCAGGAAAUGGGAAAAUGCACAUGCCAUGCCAAUUACUGGGGGCCCCAAUGCAACAAUAACUGCUACUGCAGCAUCAAUUCGGUGUGUGAUCAGAGCACGGGCCGAUGCAUCUGUAACCCGGGCUGGUUCGGGCGAAACUGCAGGGCUCAGUGUUUGUGUAACAACUCACCCUGUGAGCAGUUUUCGGGCCGAUGCCAGUGCAGGGAAAUGCUCUGGGGUCAACAGUGUGAGGGGUACUGCCAGUGCGUGCAUGGGAAGUGUAACCCAGCAGAUGGAUCUUGUACCUGUAAACCCGGAUAUAGAGGGAAGUUGUGCCGGGAGCCGUGUCCAGCAGGAUUUUAUGGACAGAACUGCAGAAACAGGUGUGGUCACUGUAAAGGCCAGCAGCCCUGUAAGGUGACCGAAGGGCGCUGUGUAACCUGUGAGAGUGGCUGGAAUGGAACUAAAUGUGAUCAGAUGUGUACACCAGGUUACUUUGGAGAGAACUGUAUGAAUCAGUGUCCACCCUGCAAAGAUGGCCACCACUGCAGCCGUAUUGAUGGGAAAUGUUCCCAUUGUAAUCCCGGCUGGAUUGGCGAUCGCUGUGAAGUGCGCUGCCCUAAUGGCACUUAUGGGGAUAACUGUGAAAACGAUUGCAGCCAUUGUUUUAAUGGAGACUGCCACUUUGCCACAGGAGAGUGUCUGUGUGACCCUGGCUUUUACGGGACAUACUGCAACCUGACCUGUGAGUUUGGUCAGUUUGGAGUGAACUGUGCCCAAACUUGUCCAUGCCAUGACAAGAACUGCAACCCAGUGUCAGGGGCCUGCAACCUAUAUCCUAAUCAGCGGAUGGGAGUUAUAGCUGCAGGAACGUUGGUAACAUUCCUACUGGUUGUUCUACUCUCUCUGCUGUGCUGCUGUUUCCUCUGUAGCAACAAAAACAACUGCAAUCCUGACCAGGAAAACUCCACCAACAGUAAGAAGGCCAAGAUAAUCCUGUGUGGCGGAUUCAGCCGAAUCAGCACCAAACUCCCCAGAAUACCUCUGAGGAGACAGAAACUACCCAAAGUUGUUGUCACCCACCACGAUCCUGAGAACACGGUUGAAUCCCCCUCCGUGGUGGACCAGCCUUCUCCAUCUUGGUCAUCUCAGGAGUCUUUCUCUUCCUUUGAAACAAGCGAAGAUGGGCCUGUUUACUGCAUACCACAUGAAGAGACUAUGAAUGAGAGCUAUGAGAAACAAAGUUCUAGUGCUGCUCCAGAAACAUCAUCAACACCCAAUGAAGACGCAGGAGAGUAUACAUCCCUCAAAAAUACAAGAGAAACUACUACACAAACUGUUAGCGAUGGGAGUGAGCAGCCGCUCCUGAAAUCAUCAGACAGUGAGGGCUCUUCUAGUGGAUCUGAGUCAACCAUGGGUGCUGUUUAUGCCCAUAUCGCUCGUCUUUCCAAGCUUUCCAAAGAGGAGGAGGACAAUGCCUCUACACCAGAUGUCAAAGGUAAUGGCAAGGCUCCUUCCACAGAGAAGAUGAAACCGCGUCCUCCAGACCCCUCCACCAAACCGAAGGUGUCCUGGAUCCAUGGAACUUCUGGAACCAACCAAACAGAGCAAGGCCAGACUCCGACACCACAAAAAGAGAAGAACUCUGAAAAUUCUGGAAAGAUUAAUGAUAAACAGCGAUCAAAGGAGAAGUCGAGCAAGAACCGCGAAAAGCAUCAGGAUGGUAAAAAGUUGGAUGAAACUGAAUCUCCGAGCAAAACCAUAACUCUCAAAGCUUCUGAUACUAUUGAUCACCUCAAUGGAACUUUCCAGAAUGCCUGGAAGAAGAUUGGAAGCUUCCACUCAGACAAGAAAAUUAGUGACACCAACAAAGAUCCACCCAAGAGCCCAAAAAUCAUGCAUCCACACAUGAACUCUGAGGCUGCCACUCUACUUGCGGCUCAACUGAAGGAGAAGACCCAAAGCCUCAAUCGCAAUGAGGGUCUUAUAGUAGGCAUCAAACACAAUGGUGUGUCAACCCCUCAAGCCAGCAGAGAAAAGCCAACCCCACCUCAAAAGACCAAGCGUUCUAUUACUGGGACCAACAAACCCCUUCUUCCCACUUCCAGCAACCUUCAGAAGAUGGUGGCCCCUAUUUCAGACUCUACCCCUGAAUCUAAAAGUUUAGAGAAACAGGGGGUAAAUGUGACCAAGUUAGAAGUUGAAGGGGAGGCCACACCAAAGAAAACGCCAAUCAAAAAACCACCAAGGAAAAAAGGAAAGGAGGGAAUACUGGACAGCGUAGGCAAAAGCACUCCAAAGACAGCCAUUAUGCCACCUCAGACUGUCAAGUAGUAACGUCCAUUUUUGAGAACAUACUGUAUAAUCAGGGGCGCAUUAAGGUACCAUGGACGGCUACACGGACAGCUUUCAUAAAUGCACACCGUCUCAGAGUUUACAACAACUUCUCCCGGUGAGUGUGUGCAGAUGUGCUCCUCCAGCGAACGUCGACAGGGGAUAAUGGGGUGGUGGAUGCCGUGAAAGGGGCUCCCUGGGAUUUGUGGGGCCAUGGGCCUCAGCCCGUGCAUUAAUGCGCCCCUGUGUAUGACACAACAUUUUUUGAUUAUCUUUUGUUGAACACUAUAUAGGAAUUGAAUGAAUUUUUAAAUACUAUAUAGGAAUUGAAUGAAUUUUUAAAUGAAUGAGCUGCUUAUAGGAUUUAAUAUUUUAAAGGAUUUUGGUUCUCAAUAACUCAUUUGAAGUCCUGGAAUCGGAAGCAACACCUUGGGAUGACCAUAUUUUAAAGUACAGCUUUAAAAAGGAGUUUGAAAUUAAUGUAAUAAGCUCAUUUUCGUAUGCUUUCAGUUUUACAUCUGCUACACUAUGUCAUUUUGUUUGAACAUUGAACAGAGAUAUUUUGCUAUCGUAAUUUCCGUGUGAUCGUAUAAAUUCAUUUGCAGUUUUUGUGUCUGAAAGGUUGAAUUUAGCACUGAAUUGACAGGUGUAAAGAAUGAACUAAAGGUACUGAAAAGGUACAGAGAUGAUGCCAGAAAUUCUCCUAUAUUUUAAAUUUUCUCAGGCCAUAUAUGUAUAUGUUCAAUAGCUUGUAAAUCAAGGAACGUAUUUAGUUUGCUACAAAGAUAAUAUUUUUCAUAAAAUAUAUCAUAUAUAUUGGUGGCCACAUUUUGGAAUAAUGUACAGAUAUUGCUCUAAUGGAAAGACAUUUUUACUUUUAUUAACCAAAGUGGCAUUCAACUGAUCACAAUGUUUAUAUUCAGGACAUUAGUAACGUGAAAAAUUACUAUUGCAAUUUGAAAAAAAAAAAUCUGAACUUCUUAAACUACUUCAAAGAGCUCUUAUAAAAAAAUCCUCCACGUGCAUCAAUGACAGCUUUGCAGAUCCUUGGCAUUCCAGCUGUCAGUUUGUCCAGAUACUCAGGUGACAUUUCACCCCACACUUCCUGUAGCACUUGCUAUAGGCUGUCUUGUCAGUCACUUCUCAUGCACCUUACACUCUAGCUGAUCCCACAAACCUUUUCUUUUUGUUUUUCUGUUUCAAAAGUGGUUUUCUUUGCAAUUCUCCCCAUAAGGCCUGCACCCCUGAGUCUUCUCUUUACUGUUGUACAUGAAACUGGUGUUGAGCGUGUAGAAUUCAAUGAAGCUGUCAGCAGAGGACAUGUGAGGCGUCUAUUUCUCAAACUAGAGACUAGAGACGAUAUACUUAUCGUCUUGUUUAGUUGUACAUCUGGCCUUCCACAUCUCUUUCUGUCCUUGUUAGAGCCUGUUGUCUUUUGUCUUUGUUCAGCAUUUUUUUUGCAAUUUCAAGCAUUGAAUAUUGAAUUUUUUACCUAACAUUGACCUUAAUACAUGCCAGUCUAUUGCAUGCCGUGGCAACUCAAUGUUAAGAUUAAUUUAACGAACCAAAUAGCUUUUUUUAUUAUAUCUUUUGAUAUAAUAGCAAGUGAUUUUCUAGGACCAAAUUAGCAAUUUAUCAUUAUUACUCAAGGAUAAGGUGUUGGAUUGAUGGCUGCUGGAAAUGGGGCCUGUCUAGAUUUGAUAAAAAAUAACCUUUUUAUAUAGUGAUGGUGCUGUUUUUUUACAUCAGUAAUCAUUGUAAUCAUUUGAAUUCCAUUUUUGCUGAAUUAAAGUGCCAAUUUCCUUCUGAAACACAAAAAUAUGUACAUUAUUCAAAACUUUUGGCCACCAGUGUAUAUUAUUAAAAACAUUAUUCAGAUGUUUAAAAUGCAUUACAUUAUUGUGGCAGAGGAGUUAUGUAUUGAUAAAUCAAUACAAAAAUUGGCUUAAGAAUUCAAUGUAUUGUUUAUUUGCAUAUUAUUGAACUUAAGCUAUUCAUUGCCCUACAGUUCACAGGAAUUUUGCAAUUUAAUUUGUCAAUCAGUCCAAGAUUUAUUAUGAGGGCUGGUCUAAGGACCCGUCAAUGUACACCUGUGUCAGACGGAUACCUUUGGAGCAUCUCACUUUGGUUGCGUCGUGUUAUAAACAUACAAUUUGUAGGUCGCUGUGUCAAGUUAAAUGUAGUUUAAUACUUAGAAAACACAUCUUGAGAUAGCAAAAUUCUGAUUUGCGCUCCAUCAAGCUGUGUUUUGAACUCAAGAAUACGUCCUAGUGUUGUGCUGUCUCAAGUCAAGUCAAAAUGGAUUUCUAUUGCACAUUUAAAAGCAGUGGAGUUUCACCAAAGUGCUGUACAAUAAAACGUUGAGCAUAUAAAAAGAAAAGGAUUAAUGGAAAACAUGCAGCGUACAAUAUAGACACAAUAAAUAAAAUACAAUCAGACUUCAAUCAAACUGUCUGCUGAAUGGUUGGUUUGUUCUCUGUUUAAGCUGCGCAUUGCCUAUACAGCUGAAGUUUUGCUUCAUCCUUAUUACGGUCUGGGGACAUGUUCAUUUUUAUAUAAUUAAUCACAUUGAAUUAACAAGUUAAAUCGACAGCCCUAGUCUAAAUGUUUUGCAGUUCAAUUAAAAUAUACUGUUUCUAUACUUAUGACCUUCAUAACAACUUUAAAUCAAUAGUCCUAUGUGUUUUUAUGUUUAUAAUAUCAUUGCGUCAUUCACAAGACUUUAUUAGAUUGUAUCUCAUUCCCACAUUAAAGACAAUAGGUACAAAGUCUUGUCUUGUCAAAUACUGAUUUGCUUCAAAUCAAAGUUUGUAAUGUUGUAAUUCACCUCUGAGCUGGUUGGUUUGGUUCAUGGCUUAGAACUGUUUUAUUAAGGAUUUUAUGAAAUCUCUAUGGAAAAAAAUUUAUUUUUAAAAUACUUCCAGUACCAAGACUGCUGAGCAUGUGGACGGCACUGUUGCGCUCUUUAAGGAUAUGCUUUUUCUCUCUUUAGCUCUGAGUUCCAAGUUUGUUGAUAUGCCUGCUCAUAUACCUUUCCCAGUGCUAACUUUUACAUAAUCAUUAUGCGUUUCAAUCUAACCAUGGAUGGUAAAAGAGCUCAACAAAUUGGUGUCAAUAAAAUAAUAUUGAAAUUGAAAUGGUAAUGAUUAGUUUUGAACAUAUUGUCCGGAUUUAUAUUUAAAAGCAGCCCUGAAAAAAUAUGUUUGUCCAGCAUUAAUAUAAAACCAUCAGUGAUAUUUUAAUUCAUAUGCCUUAAGAAAGUGCUUGCCAUAUGUUAUUUAUAAAUGAAGUAUUUGCCUGAUUUUUAAAUAAGGCUUGAUUUUUGUUUUCAUACUGUAGAUCUUGUAUUAUUUGUCCUACCAUAAACAACCAGAGUGCCUGAAAAAUGCCAGUAUAAAGCAACCUUUAAGUUACAUCAUUUUCAGACUUUGCUAAAGGUAUUGAUUUGAAGAGUUGUAAAUUAAAUCCUAAGAGUUACUUUUGAAUGGUUUGUAGAGGCUAUAUAUUUGCAGUAAGCUCAAUACAUCCAACAUUUUCUGUCUUGAAAAUUGGCACAAUAACUAAUGUUUACUUUUCAUUUUUAACUUUUUAUUUUAAUUAUUAUUUUUAUUUUUGUGGUACAACUUGCUGUGUACCACCCCACAGCACUUGCAGAUACUUCUAAGAUGAUGUCACAGGAAAUGUUAAGUCAAAUAGAAGAUGGUAGAAGUGUAUGAAAAACUGGAAGUUUAAGUUUUUAUAAAAACAAUUAGGAAUAAACAUUCAAUCCGGGCCUGUUGUCAUUUUUUAUUUGUAAGCAGGUUAAUAACUUUUUUUUUUAUUAUUGUGGUGUACAGUAACUGCUAUUCCAUCAUAUGGUACCUUAUAUUUUUCUACAUGCUAAGAUAUUAUGUAAUAAUAUUUUACCUACAUUUGUAAGCUGUGCUUAUACAACGUAUAUCUUGCUUUUUUUUUUCUUUUUUUUUUCCUGUGUCAAAUGAACUGGUUUUCAAAUUUGAAUACAUUUUAUUUCAUUUUUUAUGUGCAACAUCAGGUACAUUGGAUUUUUAGUAAAUGUUUUACUGUUUACUUUCAAUAGAGGUUUUUCACAUGUCUCUGUGGAUGUUUUUGUUUUUGUAAACGAUAAACUGUAUGAUGCAGAGGUCAGUGAGAGAUCAGCAUUAUCUAUGCAUGUAUUCCAGUGUGCUGUUUUUUCUUAAUGCUUUUCCUUACUUGGGAUCAAUGACAAAAAACAACAUUUCAUGUUUUUGCACGGAAUCCAGAAUAUUACCAACUGCAGUAUAUGAGAUUUAUAAGAGCUUGAAGAACAGACUUUGGCAUGAGCUUUGAGUGAAGCCCAGCCUUAAACAUGGAGCAUUAUCAAUUACAGUCUCACUAUGUUCAUUCAUUUUGUCCUGAUGUGUUAUUUUAUGUUGUUGAUGUGUGGUUGUUCAGUUACCUUAUUUCAAAUAAAAGCAAACCUGUAGCUCAU
This is a messenger RNA of Xyrauchen texanus (razorback sucker), 7860 nucleotides long. Its product is annotated as scavenger receptor class F member 2-like. Gene Ontology annotation, molecular function: scavenger receptor activity. Lineage: Eukaryota; Metazoa; Chordata; Actinopteri; Cypriniformes; Catostomidae. The coding region runs from base 603 to 3389 and encodes 928 amino acids. The record is from RefSeq and is a predicted model, not a curated record. The transcript is spliced from 11 exons.